CUUCUUGGUUAAUGUGGGGAAAUGGAAGGCGGUGACUGGGGCGGUAAAGGUCAGGGCAGGCGCUAAGUCGCAACUUCAUGUAAGAAGAUAACAUGCGACAGAGCUUCAUGGCGCUAACUUUUGUAUUUAAAAGUGACUGAUUUCCCGUGCUGUCUACGAGCACGGGCGCUGAAAUAUUCUCAUGGCUUCACUCUUAUCCUUUGUUGGUUGGGCAUUUCUCCCAAAUUACGCUACUUCCAUAGUUCAGAAUGUUUACUAUGGAAUCACUAUUCGUGCGGGGGAACCCCGGCCCCAACCUCCUUCUUCGCGCUAUGCUCGGCAUCGCCGUCGCAUCUUUAUUCUCGUCGUGACCAGCUAUCUCCUCUACACGCUUUAUGAAACGUUCCAUCGGGUCCAAGUAACCGGUGAUUUUUACCAAGCACUUGGUGUUUCUCCAUUAGCCGAUGAAAAGACGAUAAAAUCGCGAUUCCGGCGGCUUGCCGCGCAACAUCAUCCAGACAAGAUCACCCAUGGGGAUGGCGUUCCUUCCGACGACUACUUUGUAUAUUUGAAGCUGGUGCAAGAUACCUUACUUGAUCCUGCUAAGCGGUAUGCAUAUGAUAGAUUUGGGCCUGACAUUCUUGGCUGGGGGAAUGCAAAGACGGUGCAAGACUUCCUGUUUACGGGCUUGCAACGUUCAGUACCGCAGUAUGUGGGAGGGUUUAUAACCAUUAUCAUCUUGAAUUUUAUGUGGUGGUCUGGCUGGGGCCGCUAUUGGCGCUUUUUAACUUUUGCGGCCUUGAUCACGCUUGAACUAGCCUUGAUCACACAGCCCGGAGCGCUAUUCUUCCCUGCAUCCUAUAUCCCCGCUGAGCUACAGAAGUUGCUGGGGAUUUCUACAAAGACACCCAGUUUCUAUCUCCUGCCGUUCCAGAUCCUGACCCUUGCGCAACGCGCGUCCGUAAUGCUGCAUAUUUUUAUCUCUCAGGUAACGCCGCCAGAAGUCAGCAAAGGGUCGUCUUGCGCAGUGGGUGAGCGUAUCCACCCGCAGACCAUGCAGCGCCUCGCGCAGUUAGCUCAGCUCUCUCGGGCCACAGACGGUGAGUCGACGCGGCUGCUGCAGUUGGGAUUUGCACCAUUUAGGGGCGAUCGAGAGAGCGUCGCUACGCUGCGCAAGGGCAUGAAGGAGGGGUUGGUUUUAAGCAGUGUUCGGGCUAGCUCCGGAGUACAGCAAGCUGUGGGGGAGGUGAUUGAACGGAAAAGGCAAGAGAGGAAGGCCGAUUAGCGCUGAGAUUGGGAAUGAGCGGUUAAUUGUAAUGUACAUGGGUAUGGGCGGUUAGGUAUUGUAUCCGGCUUGUCGUUUUCUUUUUUAAUAUAUAGGUUCAUUAUAGACCAUGAGCUAUCAUAGAGAUUGAUAUCCUCAUAGUAGUGACAUUAGUUAUCGUGUAUCAAAAGGUAGCGGGAGGUGAGUCAAUUUCUAAAUUAUACGUUCAUAGGAGUCUGAUUAAUAUUGAGCUUGGGCUUUUUAC
Aspergillus alliaceus is the source of this 1508-nucleotide messenger RNA. Its product is annotated as J domain-containing protein. The record is from RefSeq and is a predicted model, not a curated record. The transcript has 3 exons. Gene Ontology annotation, cellular component: endoplasmic reticulum. Lineage: Eukaryota; Fungi; Ascomycota; Eurotiomycetes; Eurotiales; Aspergillaceae. Gene Ontology annotation, molecular function: misfolded protein binding; protein-folding chaperone binding. The coding region runs from base 182 to 1264 and encodes 360 amino acids.